UCCACCGCGCGCCUGUGUAAAUUUGGAAGUUUAUCACGUUGGGCAAACUCACCGUAUUGUUGCGGUCGCUUCGCAACGAACGGAAAAAAAAAUGAGUUUGCAUAUCGAAUUGCAUAAACAAUGUAUUAAUUGAAAGGGCCGGCGAAUGAAAGCGCAUGGUUUAACAAUAUUUUGGGAAAUAUUUAAUCCGAGAACGGUUACGCGAAUUUCAUUCGGUAUGAUAGAAAAAAAUCCUUUUUGGGCUAACAAACAUUUAUAAGAAUAAAAACGAGUUUAUAAAGAUAAAACAAUAAUGAAAGCACCCAAAAUACCAUCAGAAAACAGCAUUUAAAGCGUUUUACAAAAUAUCGUUACUGUUUCAAUGUUAAAUGUUUGCACUCGGCAAAAAUUGUUUCAGCGUUUUUGUUUUCAAAUUUUAAUUUGUACUCUGCCUCGAUUGAAGAUUGUACGUCAGAAAUAAAUUAAGGAGGUACAUGCGUAACAAAAUAUAAUGACUGUUCUUUGAGAUUAAGCGAACUUUCGCAAGAACAUGGCGUAUCGCCUUCGGGUACUUGACCAGAUUCUCCAAUUGCGAAAGUUAAAUGUCAGUGCUUGCAAAAUGUCCACUUAAGCACUUAUUCCUCACGUACGACUCAAAUGUCCGUAUGACAAAUUAUAAUACAUGCCACCUGCAAUUCUGCAUCCGCUGUUGCACCACACGUCUGCUCGACCCAUCCGGCGGUGCUUGUUGGUGGAACGUCGAAUUGGAAAUUGUUUUUUUUUUUCGCAGUCAUUCGGGGAAUGACGAGGCAUCAAUUUACAAUGGCGUGAUCGUAGCGUAUAAUACAUGGACUAUAUACCAUUCGUCGAACGAGGACAACGAUGAUUUGUCUGUCGCGAUGAAAUACGCGCCGCGUGGGAAGUUGCGUUUCGAUGCACGGAAUCGAUUUCAAUUUUUCGCGAGUGAAUAAAAGGGAAUUUUUUUCCCUAACCGACAAACCAUCCCUUUCGCUAGAACUGAUAUAGAAACGCGUGUAUCGUUUAAGCUUGAGCUACUGUAGUCUCUCGAUAACUUAGUAUUUUGAGUAACAUCGACAUGAUACUGAUUCCAGAUGCCAGCAAUACAACAAUAUACGUAUUAUUGCAGUGCUCCAAUUCGAUGAGAAUGGAAUGUUCGCUGCGUUUCGGUUAAAUACAAAUGCACUUUAAACACGGAUGCACGUCGCGCGUAACUGUUUUAUUCGGACUUGGGGGAUGGGAAAUUGAUUUCAACAUUCCUGUCGUAAAUAUGGAUGUAAUGAAGCGCGAAACCAGGUCUGGGCGCGAACGGCUGCAUACGAAGUAACAGAAAAAUGCAAUUAAUAUUUUUACCUCGAUUAAAUUAAUAAAAACAGAAUAACUGCAGUGGCUAAUAUCACCCAUUUAUCCAGCUAUAUAUAAUUUCACUGAGUUAAUCUUUUUGUCAGUAGCAGGCAAUUAUAAUUCUGUUUUUCGAGCGCAUUUUAUUUUCGUUACUUCUCUUUAUAACUUUAUUUUCACGCAGCGGUGCAUUCGUCCUUGCGACCGAUUUCAAGAAGUAAUCGCGCAUACAUCCAGCGUCUGGAAAGUGUGUUAAGGUCGAACGAUCGACAUGCGGGCUAAGAGUAAGUCACGGUCUCCAUCAUCCUGUCGAAUUGCGCGAGUGAGAGAGAACCAGAUCGGUUUUUACGCUUUAAAAUUACGUCAUAUUCGCUCUAAAUUAUCAAUAUUCCACGUAAUUAUCUUUCAACGGCGCCUUGGAUAAAUUCAUUUCCGUAAAAACGUUCCCGAUUUCACGACUGCGUGGUGGGGGUGGUGACCCUGUCGUGCUCGUCUGCACCAGGUACCGCUUAUGGAUCGGUCGGUUGCUAUAGCGCGAAUAUCCGCACACUCUCUCCACCUGCCAUGCCACCUCUCGUCGGGGGUAAGAGAAUCUCGAGUGUUACAUCAAUGGAGUCCAUCGCGAGUAGCCAUACGGCGAAGUGGCUUUUCGCUUUAUCGCGGCGGAAAUGACUCGCUGCUCGACCUUGAGAACAUCUGAAGAUAUCCAAAAGGGAUUCCGUUCGGGCGACGUUAGCUGAUAAGAGCCCGACGCGACACUGGGCGAGCGAGGGUGAUCACAGAACGUUGGUGCGAGAGCUUUCGGCGCUUUCGCCCGGACCGACAGGCGGAAGGGAUACGUGAUAUGAAUGGGUGGUGUUUGCUCGUGCCGCGUUGGUCGCGGCAGCCAGCCGAACGCCGGCUCGAUCCUCGACCGCGUGAUCAGCCAAGCGAGCGACGAGGACCAAUGUUUGUUGUAUCGGCUAGCCAACUACAAGAAGGGCGGCGAGUUGAUCGAGGCGUACAAUCAGGGCGGCCAGCCGGAGGUGGAGAAGCUCGUACGCGAACAGUUCGGCAUUUUGUUGUACGCGGACGGUAAAGGCCAGGUGAUCAAUCGCGCCGAAUAUCUGCGCUGGAAGUUCCGCGAUAUCGAGCAGGUCGUGCUGCCGAUCGAAGCCUCGCUGUCGCGCUUCGAUCCGCUGGCGCAGUGGAACGAUCACGAGGCCUGUUGGCAGAUGCAGUACAGGGGCUCGUUGGGCGAGGCCCUGCUGCACGUUCUUAUCAUAUGCGACACGCGCACGCAUACUAGAAUAGCGCGUAUAUUGCUCAAGUGCUUCCCGCGGCUGGCCAUCGACGUCGUCGAGGGCGAGGAGUAUCUCGGCGCGAGCGCUCUUCAUCUCGCGAUCGCCUACAACAACAACGAGCUCGUGCAGGACCUGGUUGAAGCGGGCGCAAUUAUCUCGCAGCGGGCAAUCGGUAGCUUCUUCCUGCCGCGUGACCAGCAGGGGAUGAACCCCGCUAGAAAUACCGAUUACGAAGGACUCGCGUAUCUUGGGGAGUACCCGCUCGCGUGGGCCGCCUGCUGCGCCAACGAGAGCGUCUACAACUUGCUGCUUGACUCCGGCGCGGAUCCCGACGAGCAGGAUUCUUUCGGAAAUAUGAUUUUGCACAUGGUCGUAGUCGGCGAUAAAUUGGACAUGUUCGGCUAUGCUCUACGACAUCCGAAGCUUCCCGCUCGCAACGGAAUCGUAAAUGCCGCGGGUCUGACCCCGCUGACACUCGCCUGCCAGCUGGGGCGUGCCGAGGUCUUUCGUGAGAUGCUGGAGCUGUCCGCGCGGGAGUUCUGGCGUUACAGUAAUAUCACCUGUUCGGCGUACCCUCUCAAUGCCCUCGACACGCUGCUGCCCGAUGGCAGAACAAACUGGAACUCCGCGCUAUUUAUCAUUCUGAACGGUACGAAGGAGGAGCACUUGGACAUGCUGGACGGUGGUAUUAUUCAGCGAUUACUUGAGGAAAAAUGGAAGACCUUCGCGCGAUUGCAGUUCCUGAAGCGAUUGAUUAUCUUGGUGUUUCACCUGAUGUCGCUGUCUGUAGCCGUAUACUUCAGACCCGCGGACAUGGACGCCGAGUUGCUGCAAUGGCCCGAGGAGAUAACGGACAUCAUCCGCACCGUGGCGGAGUGGACCACCGUCCUGAGCACGGUGAAUUACAUCUUCGUGCAGCUGGGCGGCGAAAUGAUCAACGUCGGCCCGCUAUCGUUCCUGAAGCAACUGAGCCACGAACCGGCCAAGUUGAUAUUCGUGAUCAGCAAUCUGCUCAUUCUCGCGUGCAUUCCAUGUCGUAUCGCCGGCAAUCGGCACGCGGAGGAUGCGAUACUGGUGUUCGCUGUGCCCGGCUCGUGGUUUCUUCUCAUGUUUUUCGCCGGAGCUAUUCGACUGACUGGUCCAUUCGUCACGAUGGUGUACAGCAUGAUCACGGGAGAUAUGCUGACCUUCGGCAUCAUCUAUUCGAUCAUGCUCUUCGGAUUCUCCCAAUCGUUUUACUUUCUCUACACAGGAUUCCCAGGCGUGAAUUCAUCCCUCUACCAUUCCUAUCCUUCGACCUGGAUGGCGCUGUUUCAGAUAACCCUCGGCGAUUAUAACUACUCGGAUCUGAAUAACACGACUUAUCCGAACUUGAGCAAGACCGUCUUUGUGAUUUUCAUGGUGCUCGUGCCGAUACUGCUGCUCAACAUGUUGAUCGCCAUGAUGGGUAAUACAUACGCGCACGUUAUCGAGCAGAGCGAGAAGGAAUUCGUAAAGCAGUGGGCAAAAAUAGUGGUGUCUCUGGAACGCGCGGUAUCGCAAAAAGAUGCUCACAAUUAUCUACAAGAAUACAGUAUCAAACUGGGACCCGGUGACGAUCCUAACAAUCCCGCAUCGGAGCAGAGAGGCGUGCUAAUUAUUAAGAGUAAAUCGAAAACCAAAGCGAAGCAGCGUAAAGGCGCCGUAGCUAACUGGAAGCGAGUCGGAAAAGUCACGAUAAACGAGCUGAGAAAACGAGGUAUGACUGGCGAGCAACUCCGACGUAUAAUGUGGGGUCGCGCGUCCUUCUCCACUCCUGUGCGAGUCAGUCCGAAUGCCGGGCAACCGCAAGUGUCGGCAGUUACUGCAGGUUUUGGUGAUGCGCUAACCGCAGCUUUGGACGUAAUGGCCUUUGCACAUGACUUUGACUUAUCCACCGCGACGGAGGGUAUACCCACUAAUAUCGACGCAAAGCAGACGAAGACGACGCAGCCGAAAGCCGCUCCUAACGACCAUCAGACGAAAACGAUCCAAAAUAAUCCGGAGACGGUGACAAGUAUCCAACCGCAUAAACAACCCAUCGGGGAGGCAGCUAAAUUAUCAGGUCUCACGGAUUUAAUCGAUAAAUCCUGUGAUCCCGUGAAGGACGUGGAAGCGAUGAACUUGAAGAAUACGAAUCGAACGAAAGCGCUCGAAGAAGCUGCGGUGGAUCCAUUUCUGGAGCUCGCCAUCGCCUCCGAGACUACGGCAGAUUACGAAACUCUACUGCAAAUAGCGAAGUCCGCCCUGGCCACUAGCGAAGCUUCGAUGAAAACGACCACGGUCGACACGGUCGACCCACAAAUUCUGGCACAUUUCGCCAUGAUCGCCCCGCCGAUUACUGAGAAAUCUACGAUCGUCAAAAAGCAAUACUUUGUGGAAUCCAGCGAUAACGAGCUCGGUGGCAAUAAUUUACUCGGUACCGAAGCUCGUCUUCGGAGAAUAAAAUCGGCAAACAACAGAUUCAUCACUACAUCGGAUAAGUCACGCCGCGAUGAUGAUGACAACAGUUCCACAACAUCCACUACGUCUAUCGAGCAAAGCCAGCGAUAUCGACCGCUAUUGAAUGAUCCGGAAGAGAGACUGACGAACCGUAUCGAGAGUGAAGGACGAAAGACUUCCAUCGGGACAAUUAAGCCGGAGGUCAAGCAGAACGGCAGUAUUCCCGCCAAGCCGUCGGAUAAAGUCCAGAAACGUCGACCGAAAACAGCCAAGAACAGAGUAUCGCCUAAGGAAAUAGAAGUGCCAGAAGGGAGGAGGGAAUCGAUUGAGCGGAAUAAGGCGGACUCGCCGCCGACAUCGCCCUCGGAUCCGCUCGAGCCGUGGAGCACGCGUGGCAUUACUGACAUGAACACGAUAUUGGCUUGGCGGGAGAACGCACCGGACAGUCCAUAAUAUGAUUUUAUGACAUUUCGCGCUGUCUCCGCGUUCUACACCGAUCACAACACCGAUGCCGCAUCGACAUCGUGAGGUCACGCACGUGGAUAGUCGCGCAUGAAGAAUCUCGCUCAAACAAGGAGCCGUUUAUUCCGCAGAUGCAUGAGUCUAGUUUUAAAAAUUCUAAGAUAAUAUAUGCGACGGUUUUAUGUAUCUUAUUCAACUCCGACGCGUAAUUAAAUUUUUAUUUCAUCUAGGAUUUACGCUACGAUUAAGGAAUAAUUAGAAAAUUGAAUGUGUGAUUACUACUUUGUAAAUAAGUGUACCUAAUAAUUAAAAUAUAACAUUAAUUGUCAACAUCUUUUUUUACACAUGUAGACGGUUGGCUUUGUUAUUUCUUUUUUCCAAGCGAACUUUGAAACGCAAAUUAGUGCGGCAUAAAUUAGUUUUUGGCUAUACCGUGUGACGCUUAAUGUAAAAAAAUGCUUGACCUUUUACGAGGAGUGUAUAAGCUCGAGUUAAACAGUUUGUAAGAGUACACAAUCGAUUCAAACCGAUUUGCAUACAUAGCGGUAUUGUGUGUAUAGGUACUUGUUAAUAUAUAUGGGAAUUACUCAAUCUAACUCGGCGCAUACCUCAUUAUAGGAAACACGCCGCCAAGUAACAGGCUUCCGUAUGAUAAUUAUAAAAGCAAACACACAUGCCAGGGACCAAAUGAUGUUAACUCACCGUUACGUAAUUUCUGGAGGGGUUGCAUGAUGAGAAAUUUUCACGCACAUAUAUGUAUAUACCUAUUAAAAUGAGUUACUAAGGAAAUUCUCAAAGAUAUGGCGUGGCUAGGUAGUGCAGACAACAUACUUUUGCGCUUUAGAAGAUAUUCCAACUUUGAAGAAGAUUUCACAUCGGAGAUUUUACUCUUACAAGAUUUGCCAAUUAUGCAAUUAAAACAUUCAGAGCAAGUUAUAAACUGCAAUAUCGUGUGACGGUAGUUAUUUCCCACUGGCAAAUACAAUUAUUAACUCAUCUCUUAUCGAUUUUCUCUUUUUCUUAUCAAAUUUUUUGCUGUAGUUCACAUUUUUAAUAUUGUAUAAUGACAUCUUAAAAUCGAAAGAAAUUGUCACGAAAUAUAUGGAGAAAUGUAUCGAGAUAUUUAUUCCUGUGUAAGUAUCUGUGUCUACAAACGCUAUUUGUAUACAAAAUGUGUAUAUAAAAUAAACUAUUUUU
Linepithema humile (Argentine ant) is the source of this 6740-nucleotide messenger RNA. RefSeq names its product transient receptor potential cation channel subfamily V iav (gene iav). Gene Ontology annotation, biological process: calcium ion import across plasma membrane. The record is from RefSeq and is a predicted model, not a curated record. Lineage: Eukaryota; Metazoa; Arthropoda; Insecta; Hymenoptera; Formicidae. Gene Ontology annotation, cellular component: plasma membrane. Gene Ontology annotation, molecular function: protein binding; calcium channel activity.